Messenger RNA from Notolabrus celidotus (New Zealand spotty), 1866 nucleotides. It is a transcript of the gene cops4, whose product is annotated as COP9 constitutive photomorphogenic homolog subunit 4 (Arabidopsis). The coding region runs from base 285 to 1352 and encodes 355 amino acids. Gene Ontology annotation, cellular component: cytosol; COP9 signalosome. The record is from RefSeq and is a predicted model, not a curated record. The transcript has 10 exons. NCBI's taxonomy places the organism in Eukaryota, Metazoa, Chordata, Actinopteri, Labriformes, Labridae.
CCCUUUUCUAUUCAAAGACUAUAGAGACAUGGUUUGAUGAGUUUGCUGUGGAAGAACAGAGCCCUGACCUUCCAUCGAGCACCUUUAGGAUGAUCUGGAAUGGAGAUUGUGAGCCAGACCUUCUCACACAACAUCAGGCCUGACCUCAUGAACACUCUACAGCCAGGGUUCCCAAACUUUUCAGCUCAUGACCCCCAAAAUAUAGAUAUCGACAAAUUUUGGACAAGGCCAUACAGUUUACAGAAGCAGAGCAACUGGAAUCCUUGAAGGCCUUUGUUGAAGCAAUGGUCAAUGAAAACGUCAGUCUUGUCAUCUCGAGACAGCUGCUCACUGACUUCUGCACACACCUGCCCAACCUGCCAGACGCCACAGCUAAAGCCGUGUACCACUUCACCUUGGAAAAGAUUCAGCCAAGGGUCAUCUCCUUUGAGGAACAGGUAGCCUCAAUCAGACAGCACUUAGCAACAAUUUAUGAAAAAGAGGGAGACUGGAGAAACGCUGCCCAAGUUUUAGUUGGUAUUCCUUUGGAAACAGGACAGAAGCAAUAUAAUGUCGACUAUAAGCUGGAUACAUACCUAAAAAUUGCACGGCUCUACUUAGAGGACGAUGAUCCCGUGCAGGCAGAAGCCUACAUCAACAGAGCCUCUUUGCUUCAGAAUGAGUCCUCUAACGAACAGCUGCAGAUACACUAUAAGGUGUGCUACGCCAGAGUCUUAGACUUCAGGAGGAAGUUUAUCGAAGCUGCACAAAGAUACAACGAGCUGUCGUAUAAGUCGAUUGUCCAUGAGAGUGAACGUCUGGAGGCUCUGAAACACGCCUUGAACUGCACUAUACUCGCCUCUGCAGGUCAGCAGCGUUCCCGUAUGUUGGCGACUCUCUUUAAAGACGAGCGCUGUCAGCAGCUGGCUGCUUAUGGCAUUCUGGAGAAGAUGUACCUGGAUCGAAUCAUUAGAGGAAACCAGCUGCAGGAGUUCGCUGCCAUGUUGAUGCCUCACCAGAAAGCUACCACAGCAGACGGCUCCAGCAUCCUGGACAGAGCUGUGAUUGAACACAACCUCCUGUCUGCUAGCAAACUCUACAACAACAUCACUUUUGAAGAACUAGGAGCACUUUUAGAAAUCCCUCCAGCCAAGGCUGAGAAAAUAGCUUCCCAGAUGAUCACAGAAGGACGCAUGAACGGAUUCAUCGACCAGAUAGACGGCAUUGUACACUUUGAGACUCGUGAACCUCUUCCUACCUGGGACAAACAGAUCCAGUCUCUGUGUUUCCAAGUCAACAACCUGUUAGAAAAGAUCCGCCAGGCCGCUCCGGAGUGGGCCGCGCAGGCGAUGGAGACCCAGAUGACCCAGUAAACAUCCAGACCCCUCUACAGAAGUAUCCCGCCCCCUCAGCCUGUCCCACUGUGUCGUCUUCCUGGUCAGAAACAUCGCCACUGAUGGAAACGCCCACGACGAGGAAGCUUCUGGUAUCACCAUCACUGGAUCAGUUCAGAGAACACUUUUAGUACUUUUGCCCACAGGGGGAUACUCGUCAAUGUUUCUCGAUAUGUCAGAGCUGUGUCCGGCGUAGCGGCGAACAGAGGAGGGGCGUUGUGUAACAUUUAGGUGUGACUUUAUAAUAUUUACUUGGCAUGUUAUAAAUUUGAUGAUUCAGAUAGCUGACGUGCGGCGAGGUGGAAAGAGAAGUGGACGAAGCGAUCGACUGGGUCCGUGUGAGCCUUGCAGUUCCGGCACAUUCUGGUGUUUAUGAUGACUCAGCAAUAUCUGUUCAAUGGUUCUUCUUGAUUUAUGGCGUCAUGUAAAACCUUCUCGGUCCACAGUUUUGGAAAAAAGAAUUAAAUUCAAAGUUAGAAGAAAGUUUUCUGAA